This is a messenger RNA of Aspergillus puulaauensis, 624 nucleotides long. RefSeq names its product CDP-diacylglycerol-serine O-phosphatidyltransferase (gene CHO1). The record is from RefSeq and is a predicted model, not a curated record. Gene Ontology annotation, biological process: phospholipid biosynthetic process. Gene Ontology annotation, cellular component: membrane. The coding region runs from base 1 to 624 and encodes 207 amino acids. The transcript is spliced from 3 exons. Gene Ontology annotation, molecular function: phosphotransferase activity, for other substituted phosphate groups. Lineage: Eukaryota; Fungi; Ascomycota; Eurotiomycetes; Eurotiales; Aspergillaceae.
AUGGAUUCUGCGGAGGCAAGUUCGACUACCGACCUCGAGUAUCUACGAAUGAACACUAACCGGUUCACCACAGUAAUGUCCGUCUUUUCAUCUCUGCGCUACUGCCUUGGUGAUCCCCAUGACCACGGCGCUAUCUGGGCCGCUCUCGGGUUUAUGCCUUUCGGCCUCUUUUUCGAUUUCAUGGACGGGAGGAUUGCAAGGUGGAGGAAGAAGUCGUCUCUCAUGGGGCAAGAAUUGGAUUCUUUGGCAGACCUGAUUUCCUUCGGUAUGGCCCCGGCCGCAGCUGCAUUCGCUCUUGGAAUCCGAACUCCUCUCGAUCACCUAUUUCUUACAUUCUUCGUGCUCUGCGGCUUAACACGUCUCGCUCGUUUCAAUGUGACCGCCGCGGUUCUUCCCAAAGAUAAGACCGGCAAGUCGAAAUACUUCGAGGGCACGCCGAUUCCCACCACAUUAAGUAUUGUUGGGUUGAUGGCCUACUGGGUAUCGCAAGAAUGGAUUUUGGAAGAUAUCCCGCUGGGCCUUGCUGCCGAGGGCACGCUUUUUGAGUUUCACCCCAUCGUCUUGCUCUUUGCUCUGCACGGGUGCCUCAUGGUCAGCAAGACCCUGCAUAUCCCGAAGCCGUAA